AUGGGAACCAGUGAGAGGGUUGAGAGCCUGCCUUCCAGAGGGAGGGACCUGUUCCAUUUUGGUGAGAUCCCAGAGGGGAAGGUGUGUGGCAGAAUGAGUGUCAAACCGAAGACCUCAGCCGGAAUCAUCUGGGCUCCUUUUUCAAAAGGACAGGCACGGCCAGGAACGGAAGAAGGGCCGGAAGCGGUGAAGAAAGCUGGCCUGAUUAAGAAACUAACAGAUCAAGGGUGUGAUGUUAAAGAUUAUGGAGCCUUGCACUUUGAUGACAUUAACGAUGACAGACCAUGUCAUAAUGCGAAAAAUCCCAGAACUGUUGGGCGUGCAAACGAGAAGCUAGCCAGCGCUGUGGCAGAAGUGAAGAAGGAUGGAAGAACCUGUGUGGUAGUUGGCGGGGAUCACAGCUUGGGAAUUGGAAGCAUAUCUGGCCAUGCAAAGAUUCACCCUGAUCUUGGUGUAAUUUGGUUUGAUGCCCACACUGAUAUUAACACUCCAGUGACAUCAUUAUCUGGGAACAUGCAUGGGCAGCCUGUGGCUUUCCUGCUAAAGGAACUGAAGGACAAGAUGCCUGAUAUUCCAGGAUUCUCGUGGAUAACCCCGUGCCUCUCUGCUGAAGACAUUGUGUAUAUUGGACUAAGAGAUGUGGACGAUGCUGAACACUGUAUUCUGAAAUCUCUGGGUAUUAAAUACUAUUCCAUGACUGAAAUAGAUCAACUUGGGAUUGGGAAGGUGAUGGAAGAAACACUUCAUUAUUUGCUGGCCAAUAAGAAGAGACCAAUUCACCUAAGUUUUGAUGUUGAUGGCUUGGAUCCCUCUCUGACACCAGCUACAGGCACCCCAGUUCCUGGAGGAGUGACUUUGAGAGAGGGUAUCUUUGUAGCAGAAGAACUUUAUAGAACAGGGUUGCUAUCAGCAGUAGAUAUAAUGGAGAUCAAUCCAUGUCUUGGGAAGACACAAGAAGGAGUUGACUCAACGGUCAACACAGCUGUUUCAAUUAUCUUAUCCUGUUUUGGUAAAGCACGUGAAGGUUCUCAUAGUUCCAGCUACCGUAUACCCAAGCCACAAAAAUCCAUCUGAACAUAUACUAUUAUGUUCCAAGAAGUUUUUCAGUCCUAAAGUACACCUCUACCCCAAUAUAAGGCGACGCAAUAUAACACGAUUUUGGAUAUAAUGCGGUAAAGCAGCGCUCGGGGGGGGGGCAGGGCUGCGCACUCUGGUGGAUCAAAGCAAGUUUGAUAUAACGCAGUUUCACUUAUAACGCGGUAAGAUUUUUUGGCUCCCGAGGACAGCGUUAUAUCGAGAUAGAGGUGUAUAAUAUUUUGUUAAUGACAGUUGCUUACUGAAUGACUUUGGUAACCUCAAGCAUGAAAAUAAGCUUUUCAUCGAAGCUCAGACACUAAUGAGACAGUAAUUCUCGCUCAUGCUAAUGGAGGCUGGUGAAGUUAAGUGUCAGAUUUGCUCAUGCUGUUUUCUACUUUAUGACAAAUUCUAAAAGUCAAGUCAAACCAUUUAUUACCACUAUUGCAGUAAAUUACAUUAUUACUUCUAUUUACUGACCCUGUUUUCGUUGCUCUCUAUAAAGUUCUUGGUUCGUUAAAAAGAAAGUGGACAUUUUUCUUAUGCACUAAACUAAGUUUUCUGGAAGAGAUUGCAAACUGUUAGUACUAGAUAAUCCUUCAACAAAUUUCUACAUGCAAAAACAACCCCCUACGUAGUAAGUAACAUUACUUUAGCUCAUCUUCUGCAUUACUAAAACUUGAGUCAACACAUCUAACAUGUUAUCUUACAAAUUAAAAAGAAAUUGACAUUUUAAAAUACCAAGUAACUGCAUUUGGGAAGUAGUUUUAUAAUGGGCAUGUAUGUUUCAUUAUAAAUGAAAUAUUAAUCAACAUUAUAUUGAAAUUUUGCAGACAGACGAAUAUACAGAUGUGCUCUAGGCAUUAUUUUGGGGAAGUUCUAUUGCCUGUGUUCUACAAGAGGUAGAUCACAAUGAUCACAAUGGUCUCUUCUGGCCUCGGAAUCUAUGGCUCUAUGAAACCAUGGAAUGAGAAUGUACCAUGUGAACUCCCUCUGGUGGCUAAUAACUAAACUGAACUUCUUCCAGAGUCUGAUCUCAGUUGUCAGAUAACUUUGGCAUUACAGACAGUUAUUCGAGUGUUACUAGAUGAGUUUCCUCUGAUCAAAUACAUUAUAUACAAAAAUACCUAGGGUGACCAUAUUUCCCUAAGGGAAAACAGAACACUGUGUGAGGUAGCCCGAGUCCCUUCCCCACUGCCCCCCCACUGCUCACCUGAGCCCUGCCUCCCCCCCUGCGCAUGGGGCUGGCAUUGCUGUUCACCCCCUCCCUCCCCUGCAUGUUCCUCUGUACCCCACCCCACUUUUUUGACAAAAGUGGGCAUGUGUCCCAUUUGCUCUUGAGAAUUGAUCAAGCUGGCAAAAGCAAACAGGACACAUGCCCACUUUUGCCAAAAAAGUCAGGACAGCUGGGCCAGGGCUUAAAAAAGGGACUGUCCUGGCCAAAACAGGACAUAUGGUCACCCUAAAAAUACCAGAUCGUUAAAAACAGUCAGCUAAAUGCAUGCCUCUGCAUUCUCCAUGCUGCCUCCUACACAGAGAACAAUCUCUCAAUUCUUAUGCAUCAGGCCCUUCUUUCACCUCCUGCAAAUCUGAUUAUUCAUACCUGCUGUGUUUGUCACAAACAUUAACCCAUGCUGCCAUUGCCUGGGCAGCUGAGGGUCUCACCUUCAGUUUUAAACUCUACGAUCAGCCACCCAAAUGUAGGACUGAAAUUGUACACAAACUAUGCUUUGCUGUGAUAGUCAUUUAAAGCAUGAACAAAAAAGCACAACUUCUAACCUAGAGCAUUAGUCCAAAGUAGGCAACAUUAGGCAAACAAUCAUUUCUUUUUAGACCACUGGUGGUUAAGAUAAGAGAUUAAAGGACUCUCACAUCAAA
Molecule: messenger RNA, 2952 nt
Organism: Mauremys mutica (yellowpond turtle)
Lineage: Eukaryota; Metazoa; Chordata; Testudines; Geoemydidae
Gene: ARG1
Product: arginase 1
Exons: 8
Coding region: 1-1074 (357 amino acids)
Cellular component (GO): cytoplasm; cytosol; nucleus
Molecular function (GO): manganese ion binding; arginase activity
Source: RefSeq, a predicted model, not a curated record